UUCUUCAUAGCAAAAAAGCAACUUCACGUUAAGCUCACUGUAUCUUAGUUGUUUUCCCAUGGUUUUUCCCCUUCCCAGAAACCCCUCUUCUCUUCUAUAUAUUAUUCUCCACCACACCCUUUUCCUCAAGCACAAUCAAUUUCUUGAUUCAUCUCUCCAAUUUUCACUUUCUUUAAUGGAUAACACUACUUCAAGAAAAUCCAAUUUCAAUGAUUUCUUGCCUUUUAUGGCUGAAAAUCUUGGUGGGGAUGGUUUAAUAGGUGAGCUAUGUAAAGGGUUUCAGCUAUUGAUGGAUAUUGAUAAAGGGGUUAUCACAUUUGAGAGUCUCAAGAAGAAUUCAGUUUUGUUAGGGUUGCAAGAUUUGAGUGAUGAGGAUCUUAAGAGUAUGGUUAAAGAAGGGGAUUUUGAUGGUGAUGGGGCUCUUAAUCAGAUGGAGUUUUGUGUUUUGAUGUUCAGAUUGAGUCCUGAGUUAAUGGAGCAAUCUCAGUUGUUGUUAGAAGAAGCUCUUCAUCAAGAGUUUGUAGAUUCUGAACUUUCUUUCUAACAUUUCAGUAUUUAGGUUUAAAGAUUCUGACUUUUUGUUGUAAUUUUUGUCUUUUAUACUUGCCUCUAAUGAAAACAUGUAAUACAUUGUGAAAACUUAUACAGAAAGUUGAAUUUAAUUGGAGAAACAACUUGUUUAUUCA
Molecule: messenger RNA, 686 nt
Organism: Solanum dulcamara
Lineage: Eukaryota; Viridiplantae; Streptophyta; Magnoliopsida; Solanales; Solanaceae
Product: calcium-binding protein KRP1-like
Exons: 1
Coding region: 59-544 (161 amino acids)
Molecular function (GO): calcium ion binding
Source: RefSeq, a predicted model, not a curated record